GGAAUUGGGAGUUGACGAAUACCAUUUGGUGGGCUAGUCGGUGUGUGGUGUCUUGUUGCGCAAGAGAGCCGUCAUUAUACUUCUAGAGAGGCCGCGCCACUUCUCGGUUCUCUCACCGUCUUGAAUUUAACUACUGCUAUAUCAUCCAUUCUCGCCGGAACCCUAGAGAUUCAAUUUCAGCGCGCGAACCAAGAAAAUAGGUCGAGGAUUAGGUACUAAUUCACCCUUUUCAUGUCCGCUUACACUCCUUCGAAUUCCAAAGAAUCAUCCGACAUGGCAGCUCCCCUUGUAGCUGGACUUUGUGUAGCUGUAACUGCUUUAGCUGGUAGAUAUGGAAUUCAAGCUUGGCAAGCAUUCAAAGCAAGACCUCCUACAGCUAGAAUGCGUAAGUUCUAUGAAGGCGGAUUUCAGCAAACUAUGACGAGGCGGGAAGCUGCAUUGAUUCUUGGUGUCAGGGAAAGUACAGCUCUGGAAAAAGUAAAAGAAGCACAUAGAAGAGUGAUGAUUGCUAACCACCCUGAUGCAGGUGGUAGCCAUUACAUGGCGUCAAAGAUUAAUGAAGCUAAAGAUAUGAUGCUUGGCAAGACCAAGAACAGUGGAUCUGCUUUUUAAUAUUUUUCUUCCCAUUCCUUGGGGGUUUCAAGAGAACCUGAGGUUAGAGGGUCAUCGCUAUGGAUUUUUGGUUACAGGAGUUGUAGUGGUUGCCGGUGUACUGGUAAUUCUAUUUGUAUCGAGCUUGCUGCUGUCUACAGUUCUUGUGUCGAUCCCAUUGAUUGUAAUGUAGAUCAGCUGAUUGAAUGUUAAAAUUAUUGUUCCAUCUGAUUAAGAGUCUUCGUCCAUAACUGCUUCAUUGAGAAGCACUGAGAGAUAAAUGACAGAACUAUAAAUACACAACAAUUUUUUUUUGUA
Beta vulgaris subsp. vulgaris (sugar beet) is the source of this 909-nucleotide messenger RNA. Its product is annotated as mitochondrial import inner membrane translocase subunit TIM14-1. Gene Ontology annotation, cellular component: PAM complex, Tim23 associated import motor. Gene Ontology annotation, molecular function: ATPase activator activity. The coding region runs from base 232 to 612 and encodes 126 amino acids. Gene Ontology annotation, biological process: protein import into mitochondrial matrix. NCBI's taxonomy places the organism in Eukaryota, Viridiplantae, Streptophyta, Magnoliopsida, Caryophyllales, Amaranthaceae. The transcript is spliced from 3 exons. The record is from RefSeq and is a predicted model, not a curated record.